AUUCCUCAUGCGCGUGAAGUUGGCAACACUGGAGCUAGUCUUUGCUAGCUAGCCUCCAGUUAGCUUGCAGCUAGCUUAACAAAACUGCUCAGAAACUGUCCCUAAUGACUUAUUUUUUCAUAGUUAUUUAGCUGACACGGUGAAAAGCGGUUUAUUUAGUUAAUAUUUCGAAUAAUUUCCAUAACGUUAGCUUGAUAAACAUCGAACUGGUGAAGACGCUAAAAUAGAUAGCUUUAAAAAAUCAACACCGGCUCUUUAAUCAAUCAGUUUUUGUCCUUUAUGUGUUCAGACUGAAGAAUAACACGUAAGUUGUUCGGCAGCGUUUGUUUAUUCGUUUUAAUGAGUUGUUAACUAUUAGCUAGCCGCAGUGCUGUUGUUGUUUUUGGGGCGUUUGCGUUCUAAAUUAGUGUCUCUUCCUGACAACAAAGCACAGGUGUGGUAACUUCACGUUUUACUGGACUGCUGACACGUUUCCUGAAGCAUUCACGUCAAAGCCGAAAGCACUACAUGAUGCUUAUAUAACUCAUAUAGUCAUAGAGAUGUUUUAUGAGUUCAGGAUUAAUAUAACUAUCUUAUAAGUCUAUAAGCGAAUAAGGUUUUAACCUAAAAACAAAAAAAGUCAUGUCGGCUGUCGUAGGACAAGUUUGGUCAUGGAUCAAUCCGGGGAACUUGUAUCACCCUUGGGUUCGUAAACCCGAAAGUCCUACAGUUGAGGUUCAGGAGAAAAGCAGAUGGAGUCUGGGAGGGGUAACGUCUUGGGUUUGGGGCGGGUGGAGAAAACAAUGUGACCAAAAAGCCCCACCUGAGGAAUUCUGGGAAGCUCAGGAGGAGAUUCUCAAACCUUUAGAAGUAGAAGAUGUGAAGGCAGAAAGGGUCGAGAUGCCUCUUUCGCGAAGUCCUAGACAAUGGUGGAAACGUUUAAUCAGUCCUGCAUUUUAUUUAUGGCCAAGUUCAUCCAAGGGCAGUGGACUCAGUCAGAGGAAGAGCACCUGGAAUGAAGGAUUGUGGGAUUCCGAUGGGAAAGAUGCCGAUUUUUCCGAUUACGGAACUCCUCCUCCGUCACCUGUGCCCCUUCCUCGAAGAUCGCUGGCGUUCCGCUUCUUUGCUCGGUCGUGGGCUGGAGAAAUUCUCCCAGAGCAUUACGAGAUCUGUUUCAAUUUCAUUCGCCACCUAUUCGACCUGUUUGUUGUUGGCUUCCUGUGGACAGUUUCGCCUCCUGCCAAGUUAGUCCUGGAUGUUCUUGGUGUCCAGGGUGCACUGAAGCUGUGGCUCCAUGGCAUGGCCAUGUUCCUUGUGUGCUCUGUAGGAAUGGCUGGCCUGCUGUGGCUGGUUCAGGAGUACCUGCCUCAGUUCGCACUGGUUUAUGGCAUUGUCCAGGCAGUGGUCAUUUCCGUCAGCGUGCGACAGAGUGUGAUAUUGGGGACCGGAGAAGAUGGGAAAGAAGAAGAGGACAGCGAGAAAGAAACAGAAGAUACUUUGGCACAGAGUCAAAGCAGUAGCGCUGCCUGCAAGAGCAUGAAUGUGUCUUGAAGACAGAAAGUCUUUGGGCUGUGAGGAGACAUUACAAACUGACCACUUGAGCACAAAGUCGGUACACGUGCCAAAUGACGUUGAUUAAGUCUUUAUGAAGAUAUUACAAUCAGCGUUCCUAAUUUUUCUUCAAUUUAUUCACACGUCGACUGGAGAAAAGCUUGAACGUAAAGGAGCGUCGUAUCCUUUUACAGACAAAAGUGCGCAUCUGAGCAGAAGUGUGCAUCUUUCAUCAGCAUUUUGGAAAGUUGCCAGCGAGAUUCUUUUUUAGUACAAAACGCAGAGAAACGAUAUUCUGUGUGAUUUUUAUGUGUACUUACACACCACAUCUAUCAUCACAAAGGCUUUAGACAUUAUUACGUCACUCAUUCCCAAGAAAGCGGACUUACUUUUGACUCCGUGGUACACACUUGCCGGGACCUGGUUGCAUUAUUGCUAUAUGUUUUCACAAACAUUUCUAUUAUUAUAUAUGACUUAUUUAACAUCUGUGUGUUAGCGGGGUUUGUGUAUUCGUCUCAGAGUUCAGCGUUUUGUGUUCCAUUCAUAUUCAGAUGUUUUGAAUAUUUACUACAAAUGUUUUUCAUUGUACAACAUAUCAGAAACCUGUGCCUCAGUACGACCCGUUAGGGUUUGUGUAUUAUAAAUGUUACACACUAACACAUCUUUACAUUAUUUUAGAUGUCUGUUUCCUUGCACCUCUUGAUGUCUGUUUUUCUUUUCUAUGACUAGAGUAGUUCAGAGCAUGAUCAGUGGUAAGAUGUUUUAAUAAAAACCUUUCAGCAAGAAUAUCUUUACUGAGAAAUAUUUGCAACAUGUUCUGUUCAUGUCAACAACUAGUUAAUGCACUUUAAGGUUUUUUUUUUUCUUUCUUUUUUGGUGAGUUUUAUGCAUUUGCACUGCUCAUUAAAGUGCAGGAUCACUGUACGAGUCAGAUGAGAAGAAAUCUGCUGUGUAAACUAGGAACAAUCGCUACGCCCUUUCUGAGAAAGGGAACAUGAAUAGAUAAAUACGUGUAAUGUACAUGAGAUCUUUCGAAGUUCUUAAAUGAUCACUGAUCAGCACAUUAAGCCUGAAAUAUUUGCUGAAAUAAAUCUUUGUUGUUGUUUUCUCAAGUAUACAUGAA
Tachysurus vachellii is the source of this 2653-nucleotide messenger RNA. RefSeq names its product chromosome 3 C6orf47 homolog (gene c3h6orf47). Bases 622 to 1530 code for a protein of 302 amino acids. The record is from RefSeq and is a predicted model, not a curated record. NCBI's taxonomy places the organism in Eukaryota, Metazoa, Chordata, Actinopteri, Siluriformes, Bagridae. The transcript has 2 exons.